Molecule: messenger RNA, 1692 nt
Organism: Penicillium brevicompactum
Lineage: Eukaryota; Fungi; Ascomycota; Eurotiomycetes; Eurotiales; Aspergillaceae
Product: putative MFS transporter
Exons: 2
Coding region: 1-1692 (563 amino acids)
Biological process (GO): transmembrane transport
Cellular component (GO): membrane
Molecular function (GO): transmembrane transporter activity
Source: RefSeq, a predicted model, not a curated record
AUGCUACGUCAUGAUCCUCUCAAUGAGGACCGCGAAGACGAGCCAUUCCUCGACGCAAACGACCCCGGUCCAGCUCAUCGCCAUGUCCCUUCCAAACCGAGUAUUGGCAGCCAUAAAGUGGAGGCCACCCCCGCCAGCUCAAUCAGCUUCCGCUUCAAGGUGAUCUUGUUCUCCAUGAUCCUCGCCGUGGAAGUUGGCUUUGCUUUCCUCGAAGGCCCCAUGGUGCGGAUCAUGGAGGCGAUCGCGUGUCGCCAACAUUACCUGAAUGCCGAUCCGACAAAAAUUGGGGUCGACGGACAAGUGCCGGAGUCCCUCUGCAAGAUCGCCGAGGUGCAGGCUGAGCUGGCGGCGGUCAAAGGGUACCACAUGUUCUUUGACGGAACAAUAUGUGCCCUCCUUGCAAUUCCCUAUGGUCUGCUGGCAGACCGGCGGGGUCGCAAAUCUACACUUGCUUUGUCUCUCCCGGGGUUUGGUUUGAACACCAUCUUGACCCUGGUUAUCUUGUGGUUCUCGGAUGUCUUCCCACUGCGCACGCUCUGGCUCACUGCCUUGACUUGGUUGCUCGGGGGUGGUCCAGUGGUGGCGUUUGCGAUCAUCUGGACCAUGAUGGCCGAUGUGACCACCGAAUCGGAGAGAGCCGAUAUCUUCUUUCAAUUUGCUAUCGUGUCGAUGGGGGCCGAACUCGUGUCGACCGCCGUGAGCUCCUAUUUAAUGAGCUUGAACCCCUGGAUACCAUUGGUAAUUGGAUUUGGCAUCGUGAUGAGUGGGAUGAUGCUCAUCCUCGUACUUCCGGAAACGAAACACGCACUGCCAUCUCGGGAGCCUGAACAACCUCAUGUUGAGAUGUCAGAGUUGAGAGGCGAGAACGAGCCAAAGCUCGAUCUCAACGAAUCCAGUGCAGAUGAUAGAUAUCAUGACGAACCUGAUAUCAAUGGUGAUCGUGCAAAUGAAGCUCCAUCGUGGAGCAUUCCAUCUUACACACACCAAUCCUUUUUGACCAAGAUUCGCGCGAACUACCGGUUUUAUCUGAAACCGUACUUGUUCAUUCUAGGCCGCAAGCAAGUGCUUCUCCUUCUGACCGCUUUCUUGGUCUACCGCCUGAGUCGAGGCUCAUCCUGGUUCCUGGCUCAAUAUAUUUCGAUUCGCUACCUCUGGACAUUAGCCGAGUCUAACUUUCUAGUGGCAUGUCGCCCUAUAGUCUCCAUCCCGUUAUUCUUGUUCGGGCUUCCUUAUCUGAAAAACCGAGUCCUGAGCCCCCGCCGCUCGGCAACGGAGCGAGAUCUCUGGCUUGCCCGGGGGAGUAUUGUCUGUUUGACGAUCGGAACCCUUGGCAUUGGUCUUUCGCCAUCCCUCGCCGCUGUGAUUCCUAGCAUGAUUGUCCAAACCUCGGGAUCGGGCUUCCUGUUUCUAGUGCGUUCGAUCAUCACUACUCUCGUGGAACGCGAUGAAACUGCUCGCCUGUUUACCGCCAUUGAGAUUAUUCAGUCGCUUGGUAACGUCAUUGCGAGUUUGACUAUCACUACUGUCUUCCAGCUUGGUUUGCGCCUCGGCGGGUUCUGGAUUGGUUUGGCGUGGAUGAUGACCAGCAGUCUAUUCUGCUUGGUUGGGGUGGCCAUAUGGUUUUUCAAGUUACCUCCAAAUCCAACACCAGAAUUUGUGGUGGAGGAUUACGAUGAGGAUGAUAGAGCGUGA